Selaginella moellendorffii is the source of this 809-nucleotide messenger RNA. RefSeq names its product small nuclear ribonucleoprotein SmD3b. Lineage: Eukaryota; Viridiplantae; Streptophyta; Lycopodiopsida; Selaginellales; Selaginellaceae. The record is from RefSeq and is a predicted model, not a curated record. The coding region runs from base 71 to 478 and encodes 135 amino acids. Gene Ontology annotation, biological process: RNA processing; spliceosomal snRNP assembly. The transcript is spliced from 5 exons. Gene Ontology annotation, molecular function: RNA binding. Gene Ontology annotation, cellular component: commitment complex; SMN-Sm protein complex; U4 snRNP.
AUAUUAUUUCUUUUGGCAAGAGCUAAAGCCCUAGGGCAGAUUUCUAGGGUUUCUUGCUUCUUUGGGCGCCAUGAGCAAGAGCUUGGGGAUUCCAGUGAAGCUCCUCCACGAGGCGGAAGGUCACGUCGUCACGGUGGAGCUCAAGAGCGGCGAGCUCUACAGGGGUACGCUGAUCGAGUGCGAGGAUAACUGGAACUGCCAGCUCGAGAAUAUCACUUACACUGCCAAGGAUGGGAAGGUUUCGCAGCUCGAGCAUGUCUUCGUUCGCGGCAGCAAAGUCAGGUUCAUGAUCAUUCCUGACAUGUUGAAAAACGCUCCGAUGUUCAAACGAUUGGAAGCUAAGAUCAAGGGGAAGGGCUCUGCUGGAAUUGGAGUUGGAAGAGGACGAGCGGUAUCCAUGCGGGCAAAGGCAAGAGCUGCUGGUCGAGGCGUGCCGCAGCCAGUCCCUGGUGGCCGAGCCAUGCCCGUGAGGAGAUAGAAAGCCUUCCCUUUGUGUUUAAGUUCUCCACCUUGCUGCCAAACUCCCAACGCUUGUAGCUGGACGCACCUUGUGAGAAUUUUUGGUAUGCUAUUAGAUCCUUAAUGGUUUUAGUUUCUAUGUAUGGAGCAGGAUCCAAUAUUUGUACGCAAUCCGCCCUUGGUGGUUUUUUGUUUUCCAGAAACCAUAGAUACUUCACAUAGGUGAUACGCUCUUCUCUUUCGAUUUUUCUCCUAGGCCAGUUUAAUCGCUGUAAGAAGAUCUGGAGCAGGACAAAUUGUCCAUCACCAUUUUAAUUCUUCUGGCCAGCGCGUUUUCAGCUGAAGCGAUA